This is a messenger RNA of Linum trigynum, 207 nucleotides long. The record is from the annotation of a GenBank genome assembly. Lineage: Eukaryota; Viridiplantae; Streptophyta; Magnoliopsida; Malpighiales; Linaceae.
AUGGAUUACAGUAGGAGGGAUGGAAAUGUUGUCCAUGUAAUUCAAACCGUCCCGGAGUAUUGGAUUCCGAAACCUUCCGAUUCCAAUCCCGUCCCGGUCUGGGCAACUGAGGACGAAUACCGCGCCUGGGAUCAUCUGUCCGCCGACGGCGGCGAGCCUCCGAGCAAGAAGACGAAAGGAACUUCGUCAAAUUCAUCGAGUUCCUAG